Messenger RNA from Uranotaenia lowii, 6853 nucleotides. It is a transcript of the gene haf, whose product is annotated as vasorin. NCBI's taxonomy places the organism in Eukaryota, Metazoa, Arthropoda, Insecta, Diptera, Culicidae. The coding region runs from base 2337 to 4595 and encodes 752 amino acids. The record is from RefSeq and is a predicted model, not a curated record. Gene Ontology annotation, molecular function: protein binding. The transcript has 10 exons.
GACAGUUGUGUUCCCGAUGUUGCUCGAGGAGAUCGUUGAAUUCCGACCCUAGACUUGUCGCGUGUUUGCUUGCGUGCCACAACACAACAGAAACUUCUUAAGACCUCCACUGCUCGAUCGCGUGUGAGAGAACGAGUGAUCGGUACACUCAGUCAGGCUCAGGUGUCCAACGGAGAUCUUGGAGCUUGGGAAGGUUUUGAGUGCCAAGGCGCAUUCCAGCUUCGAGGGGGCCGUAUCUGGGUCUUGGGAAGUUAGUCAUCUGUGGUCGCUGGAGUUUGACGCAUCUCUCUCCAGUUCGGAAAGGUGCCGUUUUGGGUGUUUUGUUUCGUCGUCGCGUUUGAGCGGUUCUUUCGGGUCUAAUCAUCGAUAGAUCUUGGACUAGUUCUUCGGACCGUGUGUGACUCUGCCUUGAGAGGAGGAAAAACGGGAUCGGCGCCAAUUAGUGCAGCGUUUUGCUUCGCUUUCGCUGAAUUUUCGUGGAGAUUUUUCGGUUGGUGUCUAUUGUUGGAUGGCCACUGGUUUGGCGUGUGAUCAACGACCGAUCCCGGGAACGAUCCCGGAAAGUGUAUAAUGAGUAAAAAGUGUUGAUUUGUGGUGAGUCGCCUGAUUCGGUUUCUAUUUUGGCUGGACAGAAGAUAAUUGUUCCCCCGCGUUUGCUUGUUCGUUUUGGCAGUGAGAGUGCCAGUCAUAAUUCUUAACACUUGAGGCGUAUCGCUUCGGCUUUUGGCUUCUAAGUAUCCGGCUUAUGAGGGGAUCGUACAUGUGCUUGCGCCGGAUUUGAGCCACAGAAGAAAAGUGCGCUUAUGAGCUGCCGUAGGAAUAAAAGUGCCGUUAGAUUGUUGCGCUAUUGAAGAACUUGAAGCGCUGAAUUGCAAAGAGUUAACUGUGGAAACAUCGAAAUUGCACAGCAUUCAGAUAAAGUUGUUCCAUUUAAUGUUCGGUUUUGAAACAACAACAACAACAACGAAAAAACUUCGCGAAAACCUGGUGAUAAAAGUUGAUCCACUUAGUUGGGAUGCAAGUUAUUGGUGAACCAUCAAACUUCGAUAUUCGACAACUUUAAUUUGCUGUGUUGAGGGAAUGAAAAUUUAAACUACCCGGAGAACAUCUCUGUUCGAAAUUAAGAAAUUAACCUACUUGAAGAAAUAGUUUCCCAACACGUGCCUGAUCCUCGUACUAAUAGAUCAAAAUCUCGUCUCGAAGGCCCCUCUCGAGUGUUAAACAGAGUGCGACUAAAUCAUUCAUCACAUACAUUCGUUCGUUCAUACACACAUUUUCCCCCAAGCCGAUUCCAUCAUAAGUAUGUGUCCACGUCCAGGAACGUGAUAAAGAAAAGUGGAAAAUUAAGCACCAGUGAUUAAAGUUAACAGUUAGCUUAAAAAAAGAGAGAGAAACAAGGCGAAAUCAACCUGUACAGUGUGUUGUGUUAUCAUCGAAGCCGUCGUGAGUGUGUAAAAACUAGUGAUCUUCACCUGUUUUGCUGCGCGGAAUUUUGGCCGGCCGAUUGGAAGUUUGUGCAAAAAAUUGACCCUGUCAUACCGCCAAGAUUGCAGAAACGAGAAAAAAAAACAACAGAAGCUGUCAAACGUUUUCUCUGGUCGAUAACCUACCCCCGGAUGAAUUAAGGUGUCCAAUCAAUCAUUGCCCAACAAUAGUCAGACGGGCAGAACGCUGCAUUCCGGAACAGCGAAAAGUAGUAAGAAACGUUGUCGAUAGUUGAAAGUGAAGACCGACGAACAAAAAAAAAAGUUCGCCAGAACCAGGCGUUCCGGAUUCGGAAACCAGGAAACAAAAGCGCACGAAUGGUUGCGACAGUACGUGGCCGGAAAUGAGAAAACCCCACCGAGCGAAAGAAAACUAGAAAUUUCCACCGGCCUGUGAUGAAUUUAAUAAGAUCGCCAUUUCACCGUAGAUGUUCAGUUCCAAAAUGAUAACAAGAUCUUGGCGUUGUUCUCAUCAGAAGCAGCAUAAUCCAAAGCAGCAAUCCCGGCUGGAUUGAACCAUUCGUUGAACAAGCGCUCACCCACGCAUCGCCGGCGCGAGAAAUAGUGCACGAAAUUAGUUAGGUGCUGCCCCAUGCGCAAAUGCCCGCCAAUAAUCGAUCACCGAGAUCCCCCUAAAGAUACUUCCAAAUGCCCGGGACCAGUUAACCGUUUGCAAUUUUUUGUUUGAUUUUCGUUACAACUGGUUCGACCGUUGGGUGGAGAAGAUUUUUUUUUUGUUUCUCGUUGUUUAAAUUUGUUACACCGUUGUUAGUUAAGAAAAACCCCCCGUUAGUUGAUUAGUGUGUAAGACUCUCGAGUAUCCCGCAAACUUUUUCUCCGCGCGCCACCACUAUGGAAUCGUUACGAAUAUCGUUAAGUUUGCUGCUUUCGACGCUGCUCUUCAUCCGCUUUGCCGCCGGCCAGUGUCCUUGGCAGCGGGAGGUGCCGGAUCUGCAAACCACGUGUCUAUGUGCCUACAACCUUGGACAGGAGCUGUCCGUGCAAUGUGAUCAAGUCGACUUUCCCACCCUAGUGGACGCCUUAGAUAAGUACGCCCGAACGACGCCCCUCGAUCUGCUGUACGUCAACAACUCAACGAUCGAAAAGAUAGACGCGGGCGUGUUCGAAAACCUGCGCCUGUUCAACGUACAGCUGAGCAGCUGCAAGAUCCGCAGAAUAGACGAUCUCGCCUUCCGGGGUCAGGAAAAUAUUCUAAAAAAUCUGAACCUGCAAGACAAUCUGCUGGACGAUGUGCCGAUCCGGGCGUUGAAGAUUCUUAACAUUCUAAACCUAUUGGAUCUUUCCAAGAACCGUAUCAACACUAUUCCCAACGAUGCCUUCAACGGCUUAACGAAGCUGUCCACCCUUAAGCUAAGCGACAACAACGUAACUCUGGCCCCGUUCGCCUUCCGUGGACUCGAAACCAGUCUCAAGAAUCUUAACCUGAAGGGGACCAAGCAGAAGCGGGUACCGGAAGCGGUCCGAGGCCUCAAGACGCUCGCCUUCCUCGACCUUUCCCAGAACGGCAUCCGAGAACUGCCCGGAGUCGGUGGAAUGCGAACCUUCGAAGGCCUCGAAUCACUGACCGCUCUGAAUUUGGAGCGAAAUCUUAUUCAAAACCUAGGCGAAACGGCCUUCUCCGGUAUCCGGAAGACGCUGAGCUCACUCAGUUUGCUGAACAAUUUACUGGCGGAGUUCCCAGUUGGAGCAAUUCACUCAUUGAGAGAAUUGAGGGUGUUGGACAUUGGUUUCAAUUUGCUUACCGCCCUGCCAGAAACAGCUUUCCGAGGAAAUCCGGCCGUAACGCUGCUGGCUCUUGAUGGAAAUCCACUUCCCACGGUACCGGAGAAGGCUCUUCUGCAUCUGAACCGAACCCUUCGAGGGCUCUCCUUGGGUGGCAGAUUCCUACACUGCGACUGCAAACUGCGCUGGGUUGCCGAGUGGAUCAGGAAUGGUGAUUUACAGGUCACCUCACGUGAACGGAACCCCCAGUUCUGCGGAUCGCCGAGUCGCUUCCAUGAUCGUGGUUUCUACUCAAUUCAACCGGACGAGCUCACCUGCCCGGAUGCCGAGGUCAGUCUCGAGGGACCGGUUGGAGUGGUAGAUUCGCUCCUACCAAGAACGACAACCACUGCACGACCAACCACAUUUCUGACCACCCUAUCGCCGAGCUCGGCCGGAGCGUCAGCGAAUAGCACCAAUACUAUCAGUAGUAGCACCACAGCACUCACGACGCUCUCUCCGACCACUAGCCCUUCCACUUCCCCUACUCCACCCUCCUCCUCUCCUUCCUCGCAAGAAACUGCUCCGCCGAGUUCGACGACAACCACCGAUAGCACCACUACGCUAACGACUACGACGCAGUCCACCACUAAGCAAAGCACUUCGACGCAGACCUCCACCUCCACUACGAAAGCUAGCGUUACGAAGAACUGGCGCAACAAUAACAAUUCUCCCUCGCACAAGCAGCGGCCGCCGCUAGUGCUCGGCUAUCCACCGCAGCGGGGCACUCAGAUCGAUGACAGCAAGGAGGUUCAGGUCAAAAAUGCCUUCAGUUCCAGACAAGACAGCUCGGUCAUCAUCCAGUGGGACUCGGACACUGCCAACAUUCUAGGGUUCCGUGUUGUUUAUCGUCUCUUUGGCGAUAAGAACUUCAAACAGGGCCCACCCCUAGAAGCCAGUGAACGGGAGUUCAAGAUCAAGAACGUUCCACCGGCUGAGUGCAUCAUCGUUUGCGUCGUUUCGCUAGAGGAAAUCAACGUUUCGCCAGAUACCGUGCCUUACCAGCAGUGUCGAGAGGUGCGAACAGUCGCAUCGCCCGCCUCCAACAUGGACAAAAUCACAAUCGCCGCCAGUGCUGCCAUCUGUGGUACCAUCAUCGUAGCAGUCAUUGUUUUCAUCGCUGCCAGCAGGCUUCUUUUCAGACGUCGCUCCAAGCAAAUGCAGUCGCUGUCGCAGCAGAAAGGCACGCUACCGAUCGCCGGGCUUCCGGUGAACUGCUGCGGACCCACCCCGAGCCCCAACGGACCACUGGGAUCGCUGGCAACCCUGUCCGCAUUCAACUCGCACAAGAAACCAACCACGGAUGACGAAAGAGAGCGAUUUUGGUAGAAAAAAUACUGUUUUUUUUUGGAAAACACCCCUCCGAAAAAAUCUAGAAAUUAGUUAAAGUAAUAGACCUAAACCUGUAAAUAGUAGCUAAAGGAAAAAAAACUAUUGACAAUUGUAACAAAUGAAUUGACUUGAAUUGUGUGCUUUAGGUGGGAUAAAUAGAAGGCAGCAAAUGCCAAUAACGAAACUAGUUAACUAUUCUAAAAGCAAUAAUUUUAGCGCAAGGAUGUGCCUAAACAGGAAAGCAUAACUGAGUUUGCCAGUUGCAAAAUUGCGAAAGUUGAUUUCGAAUUGAUUCGAAACAGAAGACUUUUAAAGAAAGCCUAACUAUCGUUUGAAGAAAAAAAAAUCGAAACAGUCUUUCCUCAAAAGACUUUCAAAUAUUCGUUCGAUCCCCUCCAGAAUACCCGAGAUGCCGGAAAAUCAAAUUUCCCUCAACUUUUUCUCGCAGCUGAACUGAUUCGUCCCACCCUUUCGAAAUCGGAAUGGUUCAAUGAAAAUUCAACCGAAAGAUUGAAACAAGAUUCAUCCAGAGUUCAAACGAAGAAUGUAAAAACAAAAAAAAAUCUUCUCUACUCUCAAUACAAACUACAAGCGCUUUGCCGGUACAAUUUUUGAUUUGGAUUUUUAUUACAUCAUCUACCGGUUUCAAGGAGUUUUUUCGGGAAAAGCCGGGAAAACUUUCCCGGUUUUCCAGGCACGACGACGACGAGAUUUCAUCACAUCUCUUGCCGAUAAAACAAAAUCACCUCCCCGAAAUCCUGCCUAAGUUGGAACCAACUUCAGUUGUGCGUAAGAGAUGAGACGUUGCGGCGAAAAAAGUUUUCCCCCGUCUAAUCCCCGACGAUGUUGUUUGUGUAAUUAAAUUUGACUUACUUCCCUCUCCAUAUGUGGAUGAAAUAAAGUGAGGAAACAUUGCUGGGUUAGAGAAGUAAUUUCGAUGGUUCAAUUCACUUGUGGGUCGACUCGAGAAACGCUUAAAGUUUUGGUUGGAAUAUGCGAUGUUUAGAAACGUUUGAUUGAACAUCGAGGUUUUUCAGGGUCGCCAUGUAGUUGUUUGAAAUUAAUGAAUAAACUUACUUAAAGAUAAAUUGGACAUAAUUGUUCAAAAUAGAAAGAAAUUUUUAAAACAAAUAAUUCAAAUAAUUUAUUCAAUUUUAUAAAGUGGAUUUAAAAAAUUUUAUGAUUUUUUUUUGAAUUAAUAAAAAUCUUUAAAACGAAUCAAAAUUUGUAGAAAAAAUUCAAAAUUUAAAUCAAAUGAUUAAAUAAAUUAUCCUUGAAUUUUGAUAAUUGUUAUCAUUUUUUCUUCUGAGGACAUUCUUAAAUGGAAAGAACCAUCAAAAUUAUACCUCUAGCCCAUGUUUUCUACCAAACCGUGAGAUUCACCCAAAACUGUAUCAAAUAGACAAAACAGACCAUUAGACCAGAAAAUUAGAGGAAAAAUCAACAGUUCGAACGAUACGGUGUAGAGCAAAAAAAAAAUACUACUACUUGUACAGUCGUGAAAAACGAGCAAAUCUUACUUGUACGAUAAGCCUAGCAAAUGUUUAUUUUUCCAGAAAAUAAUCGCAAAACGAAAUACUUGAAGCAAUACUCAAACCGAACAUAACAAGCUGCUAGACAUUAUAAGUGGAACUACUUAAUCAAUUAACAACACACACGAAAGUGCGAAAGUUAUCAUCUUACAGAGUAAGUAGUGUAGUAUAAGUUAAGGCGCACCGCCACGUGGCAAAAUAAAAUUCACAUUGUACAUUGUAUCAAACUAAUCGACAGCAACUAUAAUCAAAGCGAUUCUCCUGAUUAGCUGCGUGAAAUUGUGAAAUUAUUUAAUUUUUUAAAUGCUUAGUUCAAUUUACAUUCCCAAACCAUAUUAGAUGCUGAUUUAAUGUUAGCAAAAUUGUCGAUUGGAAGACGAAAAACAUAUAGAAAAAAAACACCAAUAAAUCGUAUAUAUCGAAACUAAUCAUUAAAAGUGUACAUUUGCGUUCUUCUUUUUCCCUUCUCCGUUUUGAGACUAAUGUCAGGUUUUCUAUCUUAUGUUAUCGUUUUUUCCGCGAAUUUUCCUUUUCCUGGAUUGGAAUUCGUAGCGUGUUAGAUGUAUAAAAAUGUGUGCGUGAAAUUUUCAUAGUAAUAUUUAUGUUUAUGUUACGUUGGAAAACUUGACAUUACGGUGGAAAAACGAGAAAAACACAGUUGAAAGUUAACAUUCGAACAAAACGAAAAACACCUAGGCUAUAAGAAAAGUGGAUAGAGACAAA